Phyllostomus discolor (pale spear-nosed bat) is the source of this 2472-nucleotide messenger RNA. RefSeq names its product immunoglobulin superfamily member 5 (gene IGSF5). NCBI's taxonomy places the organism in Eukaryota, Metazoa, Chordata, Mammalia, Chiroptera, Phyllostomidae. Gene Ontology annotation, biological process: cell-cell adhesion. Bases 685 to 1800 code for a protein of 371 amino acids. The transcript has 9 exons. The record is from RefSeq and is a predicted model, not a curated record.
GCUCCCCAGGAAACUCUGAUUCACCCCUCAAGGUGGCCACGUUCCAGAGCGCUGCACCCCAAGGACUCUCUUUUCUUCUCUCACAAAGAACCUGUUCUUGCGGGUGUGGAAGUGCCUGGCGGGGAGAAGGAACCGGCUUCACCAGCCCCUGGGCCUGGGCCAGAGGCCAGCGGGAGCAGGGCCGGGCGGGCCGGCCGACCAGCCUCCAGCGGGUGGGAGACCACGGUGCGGCACGGCCCAGCCGGUCCUGGCUCCUGCAGGACCAGGGAAAGGCCUGGAGGAGAGACCAGGGCUGGAGGCUGAGCUGGAGGGCGGUCCCGGCCCACGGCCUUGGCAUUCCCAGGCCCCGGCCGGACUUCCUGGGCUGCUGUUUGGGGCUGGCUAAUGAUUAACAGGAGCUCAGCGGGGCGGCACGCACCUCCAGGCAGCGAGGGCCUGUGGCUGGCAGAGGCCACCUCCAUGUCUGCAGCCCGGCCUGUGACGUGACAGACCGUGUCAUUGGGGACUUCCUGUUCGCUGCUGAGGUCUCGGGUCAGGAUUCUCCCGUGGCUGGAUUGAAUUUGUUCCUGUGUUUGUGUGGAGAGAGGACGGAGGCCAAGGCGCCUCCUGGAAACGGAGAGCCUUCCCCGGAGCCCCGAAGAAGAGAAGAGCCACCUGCCGGAGGGUGCGGAGGAACAUGCGGAGAUGGAGGGCAGCUGGCGAGGUAUCCUGGCCGCGCUGGUCGUCGUGGCUGGCCUACCAGCUUCCGGAUCCAGCAACCAGAUCAUAGAAGGCCCCCGGAACACCACGGCGCUGGUGGGCGGGGAGGCCCACUUCAACUGCACGGUCUCACAGGGCUGGAGGCUCAUCAUGUGGGCUCUGAAUGGCACCGUGGUCCUGAGCGUCACGCCCAAGGAGCCCAUCAUCACCAGUGACCGCUUCACCUCUGCCAGCUACGAGGAGGGCGGCGACUUCAUCUCGGAGAUGAUAAUCCACGACGUGAAGUUCAGCGAUGCCGGGCGCGUCAAAUGCAGCCUCCAGAACAGCGACAGCGAGGGGUCCGCCUUCCUCUCCGUCCAAGUUGUGGGCAAGCUGCUCACCCCCAGUGACAGUCUUGUAGUCAUUGAGGACGAGCCUUGUAAUGUGACUUGCCGCGCGGUGGGCUGGAUGCCGCUCCCCGACCUUUCCUGGGAGAUCGGCGCCCCGGUGAGUCACUCGAGCUACCACUCCGUGCCGGAGCCGGACGACCCCCAGAGCGCCCUGAGCCUGCUGGCCCUGACGCCGCAGGGCAACGGGACAGUGACCUGUGUGGCCAACAUGAAGGGGCUGCAAGCCCGCGAUUCCCUCACGAUAAAUCUUACCGUGGUCCCGCCUCCCCUGGGCAGUGUCGACACAGCAGGUGCCGCCGCGUUGCCUACCUGGGCCAUAGUCCUCCUCGCAGUGUCGCUUUCGUUGCUUUUCAUCCUCAUCAUUGUUCUGAUUAUCAUCUUCUGCUGCUGCUGCGUCUCCAGGAAACAGGAAAAAGAAUCCAGUUAUCAAAGUGAAGUAAGGAACUCUCCAAAUGUGAAGGCAAACAAGGAAACUCUUGAGCCAAAGUUCACAAGCGGAAAUGAAAACUAUGGAUACACUUUGGACGAACAGAAGACCAAACAGCCUGUCUCUCUCCCUCCGGAGCUGCACGAUGCCAGCGUUCUCCAAUGGCAGCGCAGCGGGCAAGCUCAGCAGGGUCCCGAUCACCAGCAGCCGGGCCCGACAAGCCGCCCGCAGGUGACCUUGUUCAUGGCCGGCCCCAAACAGGUCAGGAACGUGACGUUGGUGUAGGGAAGAUGUGGCCCGUGGCCCACGACUUGCGUCACGACGAGGUCGGGAAGAAGCGAUGCUGGAAUCCUCGAACAAAGUGUCUCACAGCCGGAGAAAGACUGCUUUUCCCAGCUUCCAAAGUAGAAUUCCACUGUUAAUGUGUUUCAAGAUUUCAGUUAAUUCCGUCAAGUUACUCACUAAGAGCUACAAGUUGGUCACGGUCAUGUGUCUCGUCACUGCACACUCCUGCUUGCUGGUCUAAGAAAUGGUAGUGGAGUCUGUGCCCUACCGUGACUUCAGACGUGUUGCCUUGCAUCACAUGGAGAUUCUAUUUAUGUAUGUGUCAUAUGUGGGCAUUAUUGCAUCUCAUCAGUGAAAGAAGAAGACAACAAUGAAGAUGUCAGACAUCUCAGGUUGCCUGGAAAAUCAGAACUCAUGGGUUAAAAAUAAGAUUAAAUUCCGCAACUGCUGCACACCUGGAGAAAUAUCUCAUUGUUGGGUAUUUCCUUGAAGGUAUUCGUUUUUCUGGGCCCCUUAUAGGCUGUUCCUGUGUCCUCAGAUGACGUACAUGUGGAUUAUUCUCCGUAGAGACUAUAUAGUUCACAUGCCAAAAUGCCGGGAUGGAACUGGAAAGGAGCAAUGUCUACUUUAAUAAAUAAAAGAGAAAACACAGAAGGCUUGUGUUGCUUCUCU